This is a messenger RNA of Terrapene triunguis (Three-toed box turtle), 639 nucleotides long. Its product is annotated as protein ZNF783-like. Lineage: Eukaryota; Metazoa; Chordata; Testudines; Emydidae. The annotation marks the transcript as partial. Gene Ontology annotation, biological process: regulation of DNA-templated transcription. The record is from RefSeq and is a predicted model, not a curated record. The transcript has 4 exons.
UGACCUCUGUGGGUAACUGCCUUAUUCCUCAGCAUCCUCAGUUUGUCAGCGUUUGCUUUAAAAAAACAACCUUAUAGUCCUGCUGCAGAGCUCCCUCCUUUCUCUAAUCUCUCAGUGCCUUUCCUGGUAACUGCUGAAAUCAGACCAGAGCCCCUCUGCGCCGGCAGCCAUUAAGAGAAAAAACAGGAUCUCUAAAUACUGAUUGAUAAAAAAGACCAGAUCUGGAGUCCUCCUUAUCUGCUGAGUUCCAGCCAAGAGAGCCCAUCUACACCCGGCGCAUCCCAGCCCCAGAGGGGAAUGGCUGAGGAGAUCUCCGCUCAGAGCCUGGUAACGUUUGAGGAUGUCAGUGUCUAUUUCUCCCCGGAGGAGUGGGAGAUUUUGGAAGAGUGGCAGAGGGAGCUUUACCGGGACGUCAUGAGGGACAACUAUGAGCUUCUGAUCUCAAUGGCAGGUCAUUCUGUUAUGAAACGUGCCCUCCCGCCACGGACCGAGCGAGGGGAGGAGCCGCCACGUCCCAGGGAAUGGAGCGACGCAGAGGAAAAGGGGACUCCGCAAAGCUGCUUCACAGAUGAUGAGAACUUUACUAUAAAAUCAGAACCACCUGACCCCUUACCAGAGAGAUCAGAAGAGAAUCUCUCC